GCCACAACAGCAAAACUUGAACCCGGAACAGAUCCGGACCGGGUCAGAAUUGCAGAAAGGAGAUCCAUUUGCCGUCUCUGAACCAAAAACCUUGCUUAAACCCUAGAGAGAGAGAGAGAGAGAGAAAUGUUUCGUGCGGUUGGAUCUGUACUGAAGAGGAACAAGGAAUCGAUUUAUGGAAUCGCUCGAGGAUCCACGUCUUCGUCUCAUCGCGCUUUCACUUGUAACGUCACAUCUUCGACUACUGUAAACUCUGCUUCGUCUUCUCCUCUAGCUGGAAACUCCUUCAAUGGCUUGCGAUCUCUGCUCAAAGGUCAAAAGGCUCCAACUUUCAGAAAGAUGUCAACUUUCAGAAAGAUACUUCACACGAUAUUAAAAAUCCUUAACAUAAAUUUAUUAAACGGUAUGUCACAUGUGCUAAUACAUUCAUUAUUGUCAGACGAAGCUUGGGCUAAGGAGUUUGAGAAAUAUAAACAGUCACCUGAGUAUAAACGUGUGAACAAAGGGAUGAAUCUUGAGGAUUUCAAGUUCAUAUAUUGGAUGGAGUAUGCUCAUCGUAUGUGGGGAAGAGGGUUAGGGAUCAUGUUUGCUUUGCCUUUUUCUUAUUUUCUCCGUAAAGGGUAUAUUACUCUGCGUCUUGGAGUUCAGCUUUCUGGUUUAUUUGCACUUGGUGCUGGACAAGGUUUCAUUGGCUGGUGGAUGGUUAAGAGCGGCUUAGAGGAGCCGCCGUCUGAGUAUUCUCAGCCGAGGGUAAGCCCAUACCGUCUUGCAGCUCACUUAACCUCAGCUUUCGCCAUAUAUUGUGGACUUUUCUGGACCGCUCUCUCUGUUGUUAUGCCUGAACCACCGGCUGAGUCGUUGGCUUGGGUUCGGGGAGCAGCUAAAGUGAAGAAGCUUGCAUUACCUGUAAGCUUCAUUGUUGGUAUCACUGCCAUCUCUGGAGCCUUUGUUGCUGGAAAUGAUGCUGGUCGUGCAUUCAACACAUUCCCGAAAAUGGGUGAUACAUGGAUCCCAGAUGGUAUAUUUGAGAUGAAACCACUUAUACGCAACUUCUUCGAGAAUACAGCAACUGUUCAGCUUGAUCAUCGCCUUCUGGCAACCACAACGCUACUCGCUAUCGGAACAAUGUGGUGGUUCACAAGGAAGCUAGAUAUACAUCCAGCUGUUAAAGCUUUGAUUGGAAGUACUGUCGGCAUGACUGCUGUUCAGGUGACAUUAGGUGUAUCAACUCUUCUGAGUUAUGUUCCCGUUUCACUAGGGAGUGCACACCAAGCAGGAGCUUUAACACUUCUCACUUUGAUGCUCCUUCUCAAUCACACUCUUCGCAGGCCAUCACCUUCUCUUCUCAAAUCUCUUCCACCAGUCGUUAAGUCAAAUUUCAGCUAAGCUCUCUUCAGCAAAAUCAUUCCUCUUUUUUUUUUUCAUUUACUAAAAGAAAGAAAACAAUUCUUUCUUACAUGAUAUUUAUAUUAUCAAGUUUUCAUUGAAUGCUUGGUCAGCUAUGUUUGUAUUAUCAAUCUGUGGUUUGGAAAAAUUAACAAAAGUUUCAUAUGAAUCCU
Brassica oleracea var. oleracea is the source of this 1559-nucleotide messenger RNA. RefSeq names its product cytochrome c oxidase assembly protein COX15-like. The coding region runs from base 127 to 1386 and encodes 419 amino acids. The transcript has 8 exons. Gene Ontology annotation, molecular function: oxidoreductase activity, acting on NAD(P)H, heme protein as acceptor. Gene Ontology annotation, cellular component: mitochondrial inner membrane. Lineage: Eukaryota; Viridiplantae; Streptophyta; Magnoliopsida; Brassicales; Brassicaceae. Gene Ontology annotation, biological process: heme A biosynthetic process. The record is from RefSeq and is a predicted model, not a curated record.